AUGACAAAACGUACGAUUACAUUACCUAGAACAAACGACGAGAUUCCAAUCAUUGGAUUUGGUUCAGGAACCAAAUGGCAAUGGAAGAAGAAAGGUUCGGAAGAGACUGCAAUUUCCAAAGACAAUCCAUCAAAUACAGAUCCAGAUUUAGUUGCGUCUAUAGUUCAAGCUCUAGAAACUGGAUUUACCCAUCUUGACACAGCCGAAUUCUACACAACCCGUCCAGACGUUGGCAAAGGUGUCAAUGAUUACCUUGCCAAAUAUCCGAAUAAGUCGAGGUCUGACAUCUGGGUCACUGAUAAGUAUAAUUCAGUCACUCCAAAUGACUAUGACAAUGGUCCACUGGAUGGUAAAAUAAGAGGCCCAUAUCAAUCUUUGAAGGAAGGUUUGAAGUUAAUGAAUUUGGAUUAUGUUGAUUUGUUUCUACUGCAUACAACCGGUGUACCUGAAGGUUUAACAAUGGUUGAUGUUUGGAAUGAAAUGAUCCAACUGCAAAAGGAAGGCUUGGCCAAAAACAUUGGUACUUCCAAUUUUGACAUCCCAAACUUACAAGUCAUUAAGGACAAUUGCGAAGUUUUACCACAAGUCAAUCAAAUUGAAUUCCAUCCUUAUUUACAGGACCAAUCAGUAGGUAUCCGUAAAUUUUGCAAGGAAAAUAAUAUUCAAAUUGAAGCCUAUGGGCCUUUGAUUCCAAUUACCAAAUGUAACGAAGGUCCUUUGAUUCCUUUGUUGGAUGAACUAGCUCAAAAAUACGACGUUUCAAACUCUAAAAUUCUGUUGAAAUGGGUCCACAUGCAGAAUAUUGUUACCGUAACAACCUCAUCUAAAGUUGAGCGUAUGAAGGAUGUGUUGAGCGUGCAUGAUUUUCAGCUAAGUGAAGAGGACUUCAGUAAAAUCUCUGAAGUUGGCAAUACCUACUUUUUUAGGGCCUUCCCAAUUCCUCCAUUACCAACGCACGAUGAGCAGUUAAAAGAAAUUAGAAAUGUAAUUAACAAAUAA
Pichia kudriavzevii is the source of this 999-nucleotide messenger RNA. RefSeq lists its product as uncharacterized. The coding region runs from base 1 to 999 and encodes 332 amino acids. Lineage: Eukaryota; Fungi; Ascomycota; Pichiomycetes; Pichiales; Pichiaceae. Gene Ontology annotation, cellular component: cytosol. Gene Ontology annotation, molecular function: aldose reductase (NADPH) activity. The transcript has a single exon. The record is from RefSeq and is a predicted model, not a curated record.